Molecule: messenger RNA, 2575 nt
Organism: Anopheles cruzii
Lineage: Eukaryota; Metazoa; Arthropoda; Insecta; Diptera; Culicidae
Gene: vri
Product: methylcytosine dioxygenase TET
Exons: 3
Coding region: 145-2574 (809 amino acids)
Biological process (GO): circadian rhythm; regulation of DNA-templated transcription
Cellular component (GO): nucleus
Molecular function (GO): DNA-binding transcription factor activity; DNA binding
Source: RefSeq, a predicted model, not a curated record
GAGUUUCCCCGGUGACAGUUGAAUUGACAGUUUGUGUGUUUGUGGAGUUCAUCAAAGUUGGCGCCCAUCCACGUGCAGCCAUCGCCAUUUCGUGCCGACGCAAAGAAUGUGCUAUUAGUGCCAGCGGACCCCAGCGACCCUAGUAUGAUGGUGGCGGACUUCGUGACACGACAGCAGAACGGUUCGCCGCUGAACGGCGAAAUACCCGGCCAGAAUCACCACGCCAACUCCAACAUGCCCGCCCACAGUGCCUUGCUGAUGAGUAACAACAGUAGCAACAGUAACAGCUCCGGCCGGGCCAGCCCGCACACCUCGUCCGAGUCGGAGUUCCCGCAGAACGGGUACGAGCUGGCGGCGCACCUGAAGCGCAAGGAGCUGUUCUCGCAGCGCAAGCAGCGCGAGUUCAUCCCGGACAACAAGAAGGACGACAGCUACUGGGACCGGCGGCGGCGCAAUAAUGAGGCGGCCAAACGGUCACGCGAGAAGCGCCGCUUCAACGACAUGGUGCUGGAGCAGCGUGUGGUCGAGCUGACGAAGGAGAACCACGUGCUGAAGGCGCAGCUGGACGCGAUCAAGAGCAAGUACAACAUCUGCGGCGAGAACCUGGUGAGCGUGGACCAGAUCAUGGCGACGCUACCGACCAACGAGCAGGUCCUGAGCUCUACGAAGCGCGUGAAGUUGUCGAACGGUGGCGCGGGUGGCCGAUCCACUAGCCCCGGUGGCCAGUCCGUUUCAAUGUUCCCGCUGUCGCGUAGUCCCUCCCGCCAACGGACCGCUUCGCCGACGCAGUCGGACCCGUCAGGACCGGCCGCAGCGACGGUGGAGGGCGGAUCCCCGCAUAUACAGCUGUCGCAACCCUCGCCAACGCCCUCGUCGCAACAGGCGCCAGUCAUCCACCCGAACCCGAACAUUGAGUCGCCUCCGCCCCAGGGCGGCGGUUUGGCGUCGCCUCCGGUCCACUCCUCGACCGGGGCGAUCCAGCAUACCGGCUCGUUGCCGGUGCACGCCAUCUACCGGUCCAUCGAGUAUGAGCGGGGCAACGGAGAGGUGGUCCACGGGAAGGUGUCUCCGCCACUGACCGGGCGCAGUCCUUCGCAGAUACGCCUGGAGCUGCUCGAGCGCAACCUGGACCUGGAUCACCAGCACCACCACCAUCACCUCCAUCAGCAUCAACAGCAGCUUGGACAGCACGGACAGCAGGGGCAGCAUCACUUGCAGCCCCACCAUCACCCGCUGCAUCAUCAGCUGCAACCGUCGCACCACCACCAUCAGCACCAGCACCAGUAUGGCCACCACCAACACCAGCGGGAAGUGAUCCGGGAGUCGGUGAUCGAUCAUCGUGGCGAGCACCACCACCCGGGCGCUCUUCAGCAUCAUCAACUGCAGCAACAGCAACAGCAGCCGCAGGCACAACAUAUCCAUCACUCCAACCACCACCACCGAGUGCUGGCGGCCAACGGUGGCCACGAGCUGGUGGUGGACGACCGUGACGAUCGCUCGCCAUCCCCUCCGGCCCCGUCGGUGGCCCGCUUCGGUUCCCCCACUACGACCACCACCACCACCGCGAGCCACGCCGGUUCUCCGCCGGCGGCUACGGCCGCUACCUCCAGCACGAGUCCUUCCGGAUCGGCCGGAUCUCCACCGGCGCACCUACCGCUGGCGGCCCACUCGCACCACUUCCCGUCGCAUCACCACCCACACCACCCGCACCACCUGCACCAUCCGUACGUGCUGGGUGCGACCUCACCGUACGCCAGCAGUUCCUCCACAUCGUCGCCGCCCGCUUCGGCUGCGGCCGUAGCUUCGCUCCCAGCCAGCUACACGACGGUGGCAGCGGCUGCCGCCGUCGCAGCGUACGCAGCCGGUGGCCUCUACGGUGGAUCGCCACCCCGGCAUCACCCGGCCGAUCUCCUGUCACCGAGUGUCGCCCUCACGCUGACGGCCAACGUGCUCAAUCUGAGCCGUCGGGCACCAUCCCCGUACGAGACGGCCGCCAGCGGUAGCGGAGCCAGCCCACCCCGCAGUGCAUCGUCCGGUGCCGAAGACGAACCGGACGUGGGGCGGGAUACCGGGCGGGAGCUGCACGAGCACGCCAACAGCCUGCCGGUGAAGCUGCGCCACAAGUCACACCUCGGCGACAAGGAUGCGGCCAGUGCGCUGCUGGCGCUGCAGAACAUCAAACAGGAACCGGUCGGAUCGCUGCGAUCGAGUUCGCCCUCGUGGGAUGACGGUGGCGACGGGGGAUGCUCGUCGGAUGAGCGUGACUCGGGCAUCUCGACGAACGAGUGGCCGACGAAGGCGGAACAGAAGAUGAUGCCGGCGUCGCCGCCGGCCGCAGCCGCCGGUUCCAGCAGUAGUAGUGCUGGCGGCGGAUCGGCGAUCGCUAGCACGGCGGCCAUGAUGGCCAAGAUCACGUCCAUCCCAGCAUCGGUCGUGAUCAGCAAGAAGACGGAGGAGAACAUUCACCUGCAGUCGAAGCUGGCGCGGCUCGAGUCGGAGGUGGCCACCAUCAAGAACAUGAUGAUCUCGAGCACGGCCGGCAGCGCGUUCGGUGUGACGGCGGCCGCCCAGUAGC